UAUUUACUAGAAUAUCCCAUAUAUAUAUGUGUGUGUAUUAUUGAGUCACUCUCACUGUCAUCACUAGCUCUCCCAAACACUCUCUUCCUCUCUCCCAUGGUUGCCUUCUCCUCCUUAUCAUCAACAUGUCCUCCUCCCAUUUCUCCCUCCCAAGGUGGACCCGAGUUCUCCGGCGCCAGAACUCCCAGAUCGACGACGCCGACAACAACCACAACUCCAACAACAUCGAAGACAUCAUCAACGCCCCAAUUAUCAGCAACUCUGUCGAAUGUUACGCCUGCACUCAGGUGGGGGUCCCAGCCUUCCAUUCCACCAGCUGCGACGGCGCCCACCAGCCCCAGUGGGAGGCCUCCGCCGGCUCUUCCCUGAUUCCCAUCCAAUCCCGCUCCGAUCUCAAAAAAGGAAUCUCCCGCCACCGCCCAGCCGGCCCCUUCGGCCCCGUCCUCGACCCCCGCAGCAAGCGCGUCCAGCGCUGGAACCGCGCGUUCCUCCUCGCACGUGGGAUGGCGCUGGCCGUCGACCCGCUCUUCUUCUACGCCCUCUCUUUCGGAAGAAGCGGAACCCCUUGCCUCUACAUGGACGGAGGGCUGGCAGCAAUUGUCACCGUGCUCCGCACGAGCGUGGACGCCGUGCACCUGUGCCACCUGUGGUUGCAGUUCCGGCUGGCGUACGUAUCGAGGGAGUCGCUGGUGGUCGGCUGCGGAAAGCUCGUGUGGGACCCACGUGCGAUCUCCUACCACUACCUUCGAUCUCUCAAAGGUUUCUGGUUCGACGCCUUCGUCAUUCUCCCCGUUCCUCAGGCAGUAUUUUGGCUGGUUCUUCCAAAAUUGAUCAAAGAAGAGAAGGUUAAGGUGAUAAUGACCAUUCUCCUUUUAAUUUUUUUGUUCCAAUUCCUCCCAAAAGUCUACCACAGCAUCUCCUUGAUGAGAAGAAUGCAAAAGGUCACAGGCUACAUAUUUGGCACCAUUUGGUGGGGUUUUGGCCUCAACCUCAUUGCCUACUUCAUUGCUUCUCACGUUGCCGGGGGAUGCUGGUAUGUGCUCGCGAUUCAGCGCGUAGCUUCGUGCCUAAGACAGCAUUGUGACCAAAAUGUCAAUUGUAAUCUCUCUCUGUCUUGCUCGGACGAAGUUUGCUACGAGUUUUUGUUACCGGCCGCCACGAUUGGCAACCCUUGUGGAGGGAACACGACAACAAGCGUGAUGAGAAAGCCACCACUCUGCUUGGAUGUAAAUGGCACAUUCAACUAUGGAAUCUAUCAGUGGGCUCUUCCUGUCAUAUCUAGCAACUCCCUUGCUAUUAAGAUUCUCUAUCCCAUAUUCUGGGGCCUAAUGACUCUCGGCACAUUUGGGAAUGAUCUUGAACCUACAAGUCACUGGUUAGAAGUGAUUUUCAGCAUAUGCAUUGUGCUUAGUGGGUUGCUGCUCUUCACUUUGUUGAUUGGAAACAUUCAGGUAUUUCUCCACGCCGUUAUGGCAAAGAAAAGGAAGAUGCAGUUGAGGUGCAGAGACAUGGAAUGGUGGAUGAAGCGGAGGCAGUUGCCGUCUGGAUUGAGACGACGAGUACGCCAUUACGAAAGGCAUAGAUGGGUGACAAUGGGGGGAGAAGAUGAGAUGGAUUUGAUCAAAGACUUGCCGGAAGGGCUCCGAAGGGAGAUUAAGCGCCAUUUAUGCUUAGACCUCAUAAAAAAGGUUCCCCUGUUCCACAACUUGGAUGAUCUUAUUCUUGACAAUAUGUGUGAUAGGGUUAGGCCACUGGUCUUCUCCAAAGAUGAAAAGAUAAUUAGAGAAGGAGAUCCUGUGCCGAAGAUGCUAUUUAUCGUACGAGGGCGCAUUAAGCGCACCCAAGGCCUAAGCAAAGGCAUGGUGGGAACCAAUGUGCUUGAACCGGGAGGGUUUUUUGGCGAUGAGCUGCUCUCCUGGUGCCUUCGCCGGCCAUUCAUGGACCGCCUUCCAGCCUCAUCCGCGACAUUCACCUGCAUUGAAUCAACAGAAGCAUUUGGCCUCAAUGCAGGCGAUCUGAGAUACAUGACGGAUCACUUCCGCUACAAAUUUGCCAACGAAAGGCUUAAGCGAACGGCGAGAUACUACUCUUCAAAUUGGAGAACAUGGGCAGCGGUGAAUAUACAAUUCGCUUGGCGCCGGUACAGGUUGAGGACUAAUGGAGGUCCCGUGAUUCCUGUGAUUCCAAAUGGAAGCUCUGAGAGGAAGCUGUUGCAGUAUGCUGCAAUGUUCUUGUCGCUUAGGCCACAUGAUCACCUUGAGUAAUAGCACUCUAUUACUGCUCAAUAAAAUCUUGUUUGUGUGGUCUUCAGAUCAUGUUCUAAUCCACUUUCCCUAAUUAACACAUCAAUCAAAGAAAUGGUCUGAAAAUGUAGGUAAAUGUGGCAUUAGUGUAUGUAGAAACAUUGUUCUAUGCUAAUAUCAUCUUCAUUACUAUUACUUUCAAGAGAAUUAAGAUAUUCUUAACUAUUUCAA
Messenger RNA from Malus domestica (apple), 2474 nucleotides. RefSeq names its product cyclic nucleotide-gated ion channel 2-like. Gene Ontology annotation, cellular component: membrane. NCBI's taxonomy places the organism in Eukaryota, Viridiplantae, Streptophyta, Magnoliopsida, Rosales, Rosaceae. Gene Ontology annotation, biological process: transmembrane transport; monoatomic ion transport. Gene Ontology annotation, molecular function: monoatomic ion channel activity. The record is from RefSeq and is a predicted model, not a curated record.